This is a messenger RNA of Ceutorhynchus assimilis (cabbage seed weevil), 7108 nucleotides long. The record is from the annotation of a GenBank genome assembly. NCBI's taxonomy places the organism in Eukaryota, Metazoa, Arthropoda, Insecta, Coleoptera, Curculionidae.
CUGAACGGUUUUGCGUUUGUUUUUGUUCCCUGAAUCCCUAACUUUCCGAAAGUCCUCAAACUACCAAAAAAAAAUAAAUAAAUAGAAAAACGUCUAUUGGUUCCUAUAAAAUAUUAAGGCUCAUAAUAGCCAUUAACCGAAAGAAUAGUUUUUCGGGUGAUUUUUGCGGAUUUUCCGGAGUUACGAAAAGACUUUUGGGACACUUUUUGGCCAGUUUUAGAAAGUUUAUUUUUGGCGGCCGCAAAUAAUUUCUGUCGCCGCGACUAGUCUGAAGUGCAAUCGAACAAAAUACACUACUGCACCCAUCCACCAUCACCCCGAAAUCCCCUAGCCAACCAAAAAAAUAAAUAAAAAAAUAACCAUGGACCUGGACAAGCAUAUAAACGAUGAACCAAAUGUUACACUCACUAUCAGACUGAUUAUGCAAGGAAAGGAAGUUGGAAGUAUUAUUGGCAAAAAAGGCGAAAUCGUCAAACGUUUCAGAGAAGAAUCUGGGGCCAAAAUAAAUAUUUCAGAUGGAUCUUGUCCCGAAAGGAUCGUUACAGUAACAGGAGCCCAGAGUGCCAUCUUCAAAGCUUUCACAUUAAUAUGCAAAAAGUUCGAAGAGUGGUGUUCGCAGUUCCAGGACAAUUCCAAUAGUGCCAGCAAUGUUCCUAGACCUCCCAUCACACUGAGAUUAAUUGUGCCGGCUAGUCAGUGCGGUUCGUUAAUCGGCAAGGGUGGUUCAAAAAUCAAGGAAAUACGCGAAAUGUCCGGAGCCUCGAUUCAAGUCGCUAGUGAAAUGUUGCCCAACUCCACAGAAAGAGCUGUAACCAUAUCAGGAACGGGAGAAUCUAUUACACAGUGUAUUCAUCACAUUUGUACAGUUAUGCUCGAGUCCCCCCCUAAAGGUGCCACCAUCCCCUACCGACCUAAACCCCAAGUCAACGGUCCUGUGAUCCUGGCUGGCGGACAAGCAUACACAAUCCAAGGCCAAUACGCCGUGCCCGCGCACGCUGCUGACGUGGCGAAUCUUACCAAAAAUCCCUUGGCAGGUUUGGCUGCUCUUGGCUUGGGUGGUUUGGCACCCUCUAAUACUGGUGGACUUAAUCCUGCAGCUCUGGCUGCAUUGGCUGGUUCGCAACUGCGCACCACAAACUCGCGCAGCAACCAGAACACCAACCAACAAACAACAGAAAUGACAGUUCCGAACGAACUGAUUGGCUGCGUGAUCGGCAAAGGAGGCACCAAAAUAGCGGAAAUCCGACAAAUUUCCGGCGCCAUGAUCCGCAUAUCGAAUUGCGACGAUCGCGAGACGGGAUCGCCGCAGGACCGUACCAUUACUAUUACUGGAACACCCGAUGCAGUCGCCUUGGCUCAGUAUCUCAUCAAUAUGAGCGUCGAGCUCCAGAAGGCCAACCUCGAAUCCCAAGGCUCUCCCAAUGCAAACGCCAGCUCCAAUUCCAGCACCACAACAUCCACCAACGUAGCCUCGUCCUCAUUGGCCAGCGCUAUCCCGUUGGCUCAGCUAUUGGCCAAACCUGGAGCGCUGAACGCUCUAAGCAGCCUCAGUGCUUUAGGUGGGCUCACUGAGUUGUUGGGGGCCCAAACAGGGGGCACCUCUAACGCUCCAGUUCAAACUACUGGCGUACAUCGUUCGCACAAGUCGUCAUCGUCUUACGGUGGUCGCUCGCAAGAGGGCAGUAGCAGCACUAAAGUGAAGAGCGAAAGGAAUAAGUUUAAUCCUUAUUAGGUUAGAUGAUGGAUUAGGUUUAGGGCGCAAUUUCUUUUGGAAAUGUUUUGUUUUUUUACUCGAGUUGACUUUAUAUUUUUGAUUAUGAAAGCGAAAAUUUUGAUCAAUGCAUUUGGGGCCAUUAGAUUAUUUAGUGCUUAUAAUAGUUGGGCUAAGUAGUAGGUUUUAUGUAGUAAGCACGUCAAACACUAGUGUUUGUGCGUUUUUAGGAUGAUCCAUAAACUUAGCAAUAGUGCAAAGGUGGAUUUCAUGCAUCUCAAAGGACAAAAAUACAUUUUUGAUUGAAUUAAUGUCUGCACAAAAUUGCUAAACAAAAAUAUUAUGUGAAUAUGUGAACCACUUUGGCUUUUCGCGUUCUUCCUUUAUUUGUAAAACUUUGCUUUUUUUUAGCAUCCGAUUUUAAGGAAGUUUGUGACUUAUCAAAAACGUUUUUUUGCUGGAAGAACGUGUUUUUCAUGAUUUAUAAAUGUUAUUGGUGAAAUGUGGAACUUUUCUCAUCAUCCUUGCGCGCGUAUUGUAUUUCUCCGGAGAAAUCUUCUACCUUGUUGAAUCAACUUUUGAUUCAAAGAGAACUUUGAACUCGGAAGAAACGUUUUCCUCCUCAAAAAGAACUUUUUUCCAUGAAGAAACUUUUUUCCAUCGCUACCUACAUCAUUGGAAACGUUUUCCAUUGAAGAAAUGCUGUCUUCAUUAGCACGUUGUUCUUGGGAAUCUUUUCCUUUUGAAGAAACGUUUUCUUCAUGAACACAUUGUUCUGGGGAAUCUUUUCCUUUUGAAGAAACCUUUUCUUCUUGAAAACAGUCCUUAGGAGUCGUUUCCCUGUGAAGAUAUUUUGUCUUCAUGAACACGACCAUAGGAAACGUGUUCCACAUCCUCCGAUUCGGAAUUUUCUGUAUCAGUGUCCAGUCUAAUAUUAAAUGGCUUCAAACGAUGUACAGCACAUAUUCCUUUGUAUUUCUUUUGACAUCUCUUUGAACCGGGCAAAUCUUCUAUCACAUAUCGAUCUCUCCCUAAAUCAGCUGUGACAAUGUAAUUUCCAUCAUACUUUGCUAAUAGCUUUCUACUCUGCCCUUCAUUUGAUGCCACAUUUUGUCUCAUCAUUACUUGUCCAAUUUCAUAUUUGCGGUUCUUCAAUCUCUUUGCAUCAUAUGUUUCUUUUUGUUUUGCUUGAUCUUGAUCAAUAUCAGCUAUCACUUGAACCCUCCGUUUCUCUAAUGGCUGGUAUUAUAAAACACUGUCGGAAUAAAGAUGUCAUCAAUGUAGGCCAGUGCUGUAUUAAAUCUCAAGGAUCUAAAAACAUAGGUUAAUACUUCGCUGAAAUACGGCUGGAGCAUUUGCUAAUCCAAAUGGCAUUCGUGUAUACUCAUAAUGCCCAUCCGGCAUAAUGAAUGCUGCUUUUGCUCUAAACUCUGCAGCCAUUGGUUAUGUGACUACUUUAAGCUGGAUUCCUAGAAGGUAAACACGAAGUCCCCAUGUCGAUGCAUCUGUCUCUAAAUUAGGAUCAUAAAUAGCUAAAAUUGGUCGAGUACACAAUAUCUGUUUCAGCUGUCGCAGAGAAUCUUCUUGAUCUUUAUUCCAACUAAAUGUUUCGGUCUUUUCAGUAAAUGUGGUUGAUGGUCUUCUUGACGAAUUUCCGAAAAUAACUGGCAACUCCUAAAAACUGCCUCACCUCAUGGACAUUUUUAGGAACUAAAAACUUCUCUACUGCAGUUAUUUUCGAUUUUCCUGGUCUGACACCCUCUGCCGAUAUCUCAUGUCCCAAUUAAUCAAUGGCUUGUCGAAAAAAAUAUUAUUUAGUCAUGCGUAAGGCAAGUCCAGCGUUACUAAAUACUUUCAAGAUUUCUGAUAAAGCUUUGUAUCCGUCGUCAAAGUCAACUGCCAGUGCUGUAUUAAAUCUCAAGAAUCCAAAAACUACAUAGGUUAAUAUUUCGCUGGAAUACAGCUGGAGCAUUUGCUAAUCCAAAUGGCAUUCGUGUAUACUCAUAAUGCCCAUCCGGCGUAAUGAAUGCUGCUUUUGCUCUAAACUCUGCAGCCAUUGGUUAUGUGACUACUUUAAGCUGGAUUCCUAGAAGGUAAACACGAAAUCGCUGCAUGCAAUUAACGACGGCUAAUGUCUCUAACUCGUAGGAGUGGUACCGCUGCUCUUCCUUGCUUGUUUGUCGACUAUAGUACAACACAGGCUUCAAUUUGCCUUCUUGUUGUUUCUGUAACAAUAUGCCUCCUAGUCCCCAUUUCGAUGCAUCUGUCUCUAAAUUAGGAUCAUAAAUAACUAAAAUUGGUCGUACACAAUAUCUGUUUGAGCUGUCGCAGAGAAUCUUCUUGAUCUUUAUUCCAACUAAAUAUUUCGGUCUUUUCAGUAAAUGUGGUUGAUGGUCUUCUUAACGAAUUUCCGAAAAUAACUAGCAACUCCUAAAAACUGCCUGACCUCAUGGACAUUUUUAGGAACUAAAAACUUCUCUACUGUAGUUAUUUUCGAUUUUCCUGGUCUGACACCCUCUGCCGAUAUCUCAUGUACCAAAUAAACAAUGGCUUGUCGAAAAAAAUAUUAUUUAGUCAUGCGUAAGUCCAGCGUUAUUAAAUACUUUAAAGAUUUCUGAUAAAGCUGUGUAUCCGUCAUCAAUGUCAACUGCCGGAAUCAAGAUGUCAUCCAUGUAGGCCAGUGCUACAUGAAAUCUCAAAGAUCCAAAAAUUAGGUUAAUACUUCGCUGAAAUACAGCUGGUGCAUUUGCUAAUCCAAAUGGCAUUCGUGUAUACUCAUAAUGCCCAUCCGGCGUAAUGGAUGCUGUUUUUGCUCUAGGCUCUGCGGCCAUUGGUAUUUAGUGGUAGCCUGAUAUCAUAUCAAGUGAGGUUAAGUGCUUGCUUCCCCUUAAAGGUUCAAGAUGAUCAUCUAUUCUUGGUAGCGGAAAUCUCGAUUUUUAAAACAGUCCGGAUCCUUAUUCCAACUAAAUGUUUAGGUCUUUUUAAUAAAUGUGGUUGAUGGUCUCCUUGACGAAUUUCCGAAAAUAACUGGCAAGUGCUAAAAACUGUCUCACCUUAUGGGCAUUUUUAGGAACUAAAAACUUUUACUGCAGUUAUUUUCGAUUUUCCUAGUUUGACACCCUCUGCCGAUAUCUCAUAUCCCAAAUAAUCAAUGGCUUGUCGAAAAAAAUAACAUUUAGUCAUGCGUGAGGUAAGUCCAGCGUUAUUAAAUACUUUUAAGAUUUCUGAUAGAGCUUUGAUCUUUCUGAUGCUUUCCUUUAAAUUGAAAUCAGUGAAGAAUCAAGAAAAUAUUUAACAUUAAACACUCAUCAUGGAUUGUUUCAAUAUAAUAGAAUGUCAUUUGGAGUAAAAGUUGCCCCAGCCAUUUUUCAGCAAGUUAUGGAUACGAUGUUAUCAGGUCUAUAUGGAUGACAUUUCACGGGUCAAUUAUGUGCACAUCUGUAAGCAAAUUUAUAAAUUUCUAUAAGCCUAUAGACACUGCAAAACGCAUAGAUUGCCAAACACGCCGUCGGAAAUAUUUACGAUCCUAUUAUUCUGUAAUCUACAGGAAGUGCAGAAUUACAAAUUGUAUUUAAGAAGCUAUAGGCUUAUAAAAAUUUAUAGAAUUGCUUACAGAUCUGCACAGAAUUGACCCAUAAGCUUUGUAUCCGUCGUCAAAGUCACCUUCCAGAAACAAGAUGUCAUCUAUGUAGGUCAGUGCUGUAUUAAAUCUCAAGGAUCCAAAAACUAGGUUAAUACUUCGCUGAAAUACAGCUGGAGCAUUUGCUAAUCCAAAUGGCAUUCGUGUAUACUUAUAAUGCCCAUCCGGCGUAAUGAAUGCUGUUUUUGCUCUAGACUUUGCAGCCAUUGGUAUUUGGUGGUAGCCUGAUACCAUAUCAAGUGACGUUAAGUGCUUGCUUUCCCUUAAACGUUCAAGAUGAUCAUCUAUUCUUGGUAGCGGAAAUCUUGAUUUUUAAGACAGUCCGCCUCAGCAUGACCUAAACAUUUAUAUUUUUUGCACUCAAGUCGUAGUUUUCUGCAAUGUUUUGAUAUGUGGCGAUAAGAAUCGCAACUGAAGCAGUUUAAUUUCAUGUUCAAAAAUUUUGUACCGCCAUAUCUAUCCUUUGAGAGUUUAUAAUUUUGACCAGCAUGUUUGUGUGUACCAAACUUUUGUUUAUCUUGGGCACAUGGACCUUCUGAUGACUGUGACUGACUUAUGACAGUUCUCUGAUAAUAUGAUAAGGAAGCAACAUAAUCCAGUGGCGGAGCAAGUCGUUGCGUCUUACAUAACUUUUCUUGGGAAUGUAAAAAAAAAAUUAUAUUGUAAUCAACCAAUUGUGUUUAUUUGUAUAUCAGAUGCAUAGAAAUCCACCUUGUACUAAAUUUGUAUUAAGUUUAAAACUUGCACUAAUAAGUCUGCAAUGAUGCCAUUUCUCUCAAAUUUUAGAGAAGUACUAGGAAACCUGAUUAAGCUUUACACUAAUUUUUACUCGUGGAACGAUAUAUGUAUUAGGGUAAAUUUCUUAUCUUAUUUCACUACCUAUUUGGAUUGGUAAUGUAUAGGUUGAAACUUAUACUAUAAGUAUAGGGUGUAGGACAUUAUUUGUUUUUCUUCAAUAUGCCAAAGAAAAUCUAAAAUUUUUUGACUGAAUUACAAUUUGUAUAUAAAUUACUUUGAACCUACGAUUAUCUUGCAUCAAAAAUAUAAAGUCAUUGAGGCGUAUUCCAUUAUUAUUAGUUAUUGGACCUUAUUUAUGUACUACGUAAGCGUGUUUUACUAAGCUAAGGCGCAAAGAAAAUUUCUUCAGGUAAUUGUUUUUGGAACGCAAUUUUUUUUUAUUUGAUAAAUAUGUAAGAAUAAAAUUUAUGUUCUCAUCACAAAAGUACCCCAAAAACUGUAUUAUUGGUUAAAGUAAAAAAAUCACACAGCACUUUCGUGUAUAUAAAUUUCAUAGUAGGCACUUAAGCAUUAAGUAAGAGUACAGGGUACAAAUAAAAAUCACAUAGUGUAGAUUUAGAAUAUUUUUCACGCUCUGUAUUUGAUAAAUAAUAUUAGAACCAAUCAUACAGUUGAUAGAGAAUUGGGCUUUGAUGUUUACUAAUCUGCAAGUUAAGUAAGUCUCAACUCAAUGUUUUGAAAAGAUUUUUCUGACUUAUAUUAUAAUAUGUAUUUUGAAGAUUUACAUAAAUUUACAUAGUUCAUUUUUAUAUUAUAUAGUGAGGUGUGUUAUUUGACAAUACAUAUCACACAUUAAUUGGGCUUUUCUACAGAGCAUAAAUAUUCAGCUUAAUGUAUUUGUUAGAAUUAUUUUUACGUUUUAUUUUUUUCUACGAUAGUUAUUCUGUAAUCCCUUAUAUAUUAAUAUUAACUUUACAUAAUACAUUAUAAUGUAAAAAUAAUAAUGCAUUUUAUUUCAA